AUGCACUCUGAAUUGCUGAAGAUUUUGUGGAGAGCCCUUGUCUUCUGCUUGCUACUGGAGGAGGCUGUAGGAUCGGCUAGAGAGAGACCAGAAACAGGUCAGACCCAAGACCAUGUAUUGGUGAAGGGGGUAAAACCUCAAUCCUGGGAGCGAAGGACACGAGAGACCUCAGCCAAGGACAAAAAGCCACAGAUCAUCCCUCAUAUUGGUGGAGGAAGCCUGGCCAUUGACACUCUGGCUGACAAUGAAACUCAGAUUGUGGAAGACAACCACAGCUACUACAUAUCCCGGAUUUACAGUCCAGGUGAAGCGCGAGCCAAGGAUCUCUGGGUGAACAUUGCAAAAGUCAACAGGACCCAAGUCCAUGGGAUCCUCUCCAAUACACACAGACAGGCUGCAAGAGUCACUCUAUCAUUUGACUUCCCUUUUUAUGGGCAUCACCUGCGGCAAGUUACCAUAGCAACAGGAGGGUUCAUCUUCAUGGGCGACGUCAUUCACCAGAUGCUGACAGCCACACAAUAUGUUGCCCCUCUUAUGGCAAACUUCAACCCUAGCUACUCCCGCAAUUCCACUGUCAAAUUCUUCGACAAUGGGACUGUCUUUGUUGUUCAGUGGGACCAAGUAUAUCUGGAAGGGAAGGAAGACAGAGGCUGUUUCAUCUUCCAAGCAGCUUUGCACACUGAUGGCAGAAUUGUCUUUGGCUACAAGGAGAUCCCCAUGUCAAUCUUGGAAAUCAGUGCCACACAACACCCUGUCAAAGCCGGCCUCUCGGAUGCUUUCAUGAUCAGCAACUCCUCCCCUGAUAUAUCUGGACCUCAGCGUCGAACCAUCUAUGAAUACCACCGUGUGGAGCUGGAUUCCAGCAAGAUCACAAGUGCAUCUGCGGUGGAGUUUGUGCCUUUGCCCACCUGCCUUCAGCAUCAGAACUGUGAAAUUUGUGUGACCUCAGACCUAACCUUCAACUGCAGUUGGUGCCACGUCCUGCAAAGGUGUUCCAGUGGAUUUGACCGACAUCGUGAAGAAUGGUUGACAUAUGACUGUGGCCGAGAGUCAGAAGAGAGGACCUGCACAGACUUUGAAGAGAAUGAACAUUACUACUCAUCACCUCCAGACAACAGUCCCUUCACAUCAUUCAGAGAUGUCACUACUACUUCUUCCCAUUUUGUUGACAGCCUAACCACUGAAGAUGACACAAAGUUAAAUCAGAAAGCGGAAGGAGAAGGUUUAAGAAACGAUGACCUUCCUACAGAGAAAGUGGGGUCCCAGAUCCACACAGGAACAAUUGUGGGAAUUGUGCUAGCAGUCCUUCUCAUUGCCGCCAUCAUUCUGGCUGGCAUCUACGUCAGCCUCAGCUUCAAUCCUACCUCCAGCACUGCUUGGCUCUUCCUUGAGCGAAGGCCACAUCGAUGGCCCGCCAUGAAGUUCAGAAACCACACAACAUACACUGAAGUGGAGCCAGCCAGUCACGAGAAGGAGGGUUUUGUUGAAGCGGAUCAGUGUUGAGCAAUACUCCUGUUUCAUUUCUUCAGAAUCUUUAAAACUUCAAGGAUCUCUCCAACUCUCAACGUCUCCAGUUUAUUUCAUUAUGAAUCACCACUGCAGGAACAGUAAAAUAGGAGAAUGAAAAAGAAAGCCCCACCCCUAAACUGAAAUGAAUACAUGAAGAUCACAGAAACAAGGAUUGGCAGGGAAAAUUACAAUAGAAUCAUGACUUUAUCCUGUGGGACCCAUCAAGUGUAACUGGUGUAGCCAUCCUCAGCUGCUUACAGUGCCAGUGAAAAGCAGUCUUUGUCCUUUCUGCUUUUUGUAGGUACUGUAACCAGAAGUUACAGGUGAUCAGGAAGGCAUGUUUGCACAUUUGCCUCAGUGUAUUCUGGGUAACACCACACAUACUCAAACACUUCCAAAGGUGGAAAAAUGUUAAGCUGUUCAAAGAAAAAGUUGGGUGGGGGGAAAAAAUCAGCCUUCUAAGUGAGAGAUGGAAUGUUUACUUUCUAAAUACCCCUUGAGAUAUGAUGUUGGGGUUUAUGGACUAAAGUAUUAUGGGUUGGCUGGUCUGACUUGCACUGUUCAAAUAUCUCAGCAUCAUCACAGACUUAUCAGAUGCAGCACCUGCUGUCUGUGGAUUGAGAGGCGCUUAAGCUGAGUCUGAAAUGGCACCUUCAUAUUUAUCUGUAAUGGUGGUAUAAAUUCAAGCCAGGAGCAGGAAAACAUUAAUUAAGGAGGCCUUGCUGUUGACAGUAAUCGCCCCUCAUUGACAGUUGAACCAGCCAGGAGAUAAAAUAUGUUCCAAACAUAACAUGAAACCCUUUAGAAAAAUGCAGUGGAUCAACAUGUUUCUGCUUUGAAUUACUAACUUCACCUCACAAUGGAUUCUGGGGUUUUGGCUUAGUUUGCUUUCUUUUUUAAAUAUUAAGAGCCAACUAUAGUCAUUGGUUUCAGUGGGAAAACAAAAUGGAAGACUUUAUUACAAGGAAGCAGAAAGGUUUAGUUUAUUUUUUAAUGAAUGAAAAAUUAUUAUGUUGAGAAAUUAUAUGGAUAGGUACAUAAGUACUACUCUCCAUUUUGAUGCCAUUAACUGUCAUCUUUAAAUUGGGAAUCAGAACACAAUCUAGUAUCAAGGAAUUCUUGUGGCAUAUCUAGAUGUUAAAUUUUCUUUAAAGCCUUGAAAACAAUAGGGUUCUCUGAGUUUCAAUUCUCUCUCUAGCCCUUUCAGUUCUUAUAUUUACCACAUAUAUGGAGCAAAUGCUGUACACAUGAUCUCUGUUACAUACUUGGUUGCCGUUUUGUUUGAAAGGGCACGUGUGUAUUUACAGCCUCAGUAUGUAUAUACCAGCGAUUGCCCAUAUCAGGAGGGCUGCAGUGUAAUGUAUUCCCCAUAUAUGCAUGAUAAAACAUAACAACUGAAAAGGACUUCCCUCUCUCAUCUUCUCCUUAUUCAGGAUCAGCUUCUUACAUCUUCCCCAAUCUGAUAAUGUGGUGAAGUCCACCUACAAAAUGCAGAUCAAUAUCCUUGUAAAUACUAUGGAACUAUUUUUCAUUCUAGUCUGAAUUCCCACAAUACAAAUAACCAGGGCUUUUUUUCUGGGAAAAG
Eublepharis macularius is the source of this 3094-nucleotide messenger RNA. RefSeq names its product plexin domain containing 1 (gene PLXDC1). Lineage: Eukaryota; Metazoa; Chordata; Lepidosauria; Squamata; Eublepharidae. The record is from RefSeq and is a predicted model, not a curated record. The transcript is spliced from 14 exons. The coding region runs from base 1 to 1503 and encodes 500 amino acids.